Somion occarium is the source of this 2681-nucleotide messenger RNA. The record is from the annotation of a GenBank genome assembly. NCBI's taxonomy places the organism in Eukaryota, Fungi, Basidiomycota, Agaricomycetes, Polyporales, Cerrenaceae.
GAUUUGAAUCCUUCAGCUAUCUUGCAAUGUAAGAGAUGGACUUGGGGAAUUCGCACUGUCAUACUAUCGCUUUACACUGCUCACCAAGUUGACCAUAUGUAUGGCUGUCAUAGUAUGCCUGAUUCCCCGAGGCUGCACAGUGAGAAAUGGUCCGAAGAGUCUUGAUAAGGAACCGAAGACACAGACAUGCCGGCAUUGAACUGAUCACAUAUGUCAGCGAUAGACACGCUGGACGGAGUAGACGGCAAAGUCAGACGUCAAUUGAUGUGCUGUCGGUGGCACUCUACUAAGGUGAUCUGCUUACAGGCGACUGUACUGUAAUCCAGAACCAAUUGCUAUAUCUAUCUCCUCGGCUCCUCAUGGAUUCCUCCCAUCUCCUACGUAGUAUGUUCUGCUGACUUCCAUCGUCUCCCACGUCUCCCCACCCCCCUCAGGAUCUCUGAUUUUAACCCGGACAUCCUCACUGAACGCUGAAUCGUCAUUACGUUUGGUUUGACAUCUAUCAGAAGAAGCAAGGAGGAACAACUUCCUUUAAACUGAUCAUGUCUACUGAUGUUACAAACCAGCGACGAACACCCUUUCAGUUGGAGAACCUGAUCGCAUCCAGUGGUAUUACGAACCCAGAAAGUGCGGAGAGCACGCGUGCUGCGACACCCUUGAAUCCAGGCACACCCGUUUCAGAGAAGGAGACUUUCGUGGUCAACCUAAGUACGGAGAACCAUCCUGUUCUUAGUCAGUCUGAGAAGCCAUCCUUACCACACGAGGGGGAGUCUGCGAUCCCGGAGGAUGUCCAGGAAGAGGAGAUCGAAAACAAGGAGGACGAUUGGGUACACGAUCCUCGUAAUGCGCGAAAUUGGCCAGUUGCCAAGAAAUGGCGGAUGGUCAUGAUCGUAUCAUUCUAUACCCUAGUACCCCCAUUGGCCAGUUCGAUGAUGGCACCAGCGUUGCCUGAGAUCGGCGAACAUUUUGGUAUCACAAACCCCACUGUCGUUUCUUUAACACUCAGUAUCUUUUUGAUCACUUUCGCCCUUGGACCUCUGAUCCUCGCUCCACUGUCUGAGAUAUACGGUCGAACAUGGAUCCUGCACAUAUGCAACAUCCUCUCGCUAGCAUUCAACCUCGGUUGCGGCUUCGUCAAAACAACAGGCUCCCUCAUUGGGUUACGUAUCCUCGCAGGUUUGGCAGGUAGCGCUCCAGUCGCCAUCGGCGGUGGCACCAUUUCUGACUGUUUCAGCGAACGAGACCGUUCAAGCGCAAUGGCCAUCUACUCCCUAGGUCCUCUCAUAGGCCCUGCAGUAGGACCCAUCGCCGGAGGCUAUAUCGCCCAAACAGUUGGAUACAAAUAUAUAUUUGUCGUCAUCGCUGGUUUAUCGGGAGUAUGUGCCGCCUUUGGGAUCCCUUUAUUGAGGGAGACGUAUGGCCCUGUGAUUAGACUUAGAUUGAUAAAGAAGAGUGGGCAGGAUGUGGAGAAGGUGGAGACACACCCACAUUUAGUAGCUGCCCAUGGACCGGGAAGUCAGUUCCAUGUGCUUUGGGUGAAUUUGACGAGGCCCUUUAUUCUAUUGACGAGGAGUGCGGUUUGUUUCUUGCUUAGCUUUUAUAUGGCGCUACAAUACGGUUUUUACUAUCUGAUGUUCGCAACUUUCCCAACACUCUUUAUAACCGUCUAUGGUUUCAACACGGGAACGUCUGGUCUCGCUUAUAUCGGUCUCGGAGUCGGCUUCCUGGCCUCCACAAUGUUUGGAGGUUGGUUCGGAGACAAAGUCUACCAAAUGAUGACACAGAGGAAUGGUGGCAAAGGCUCACCGGAGAUGCGGAUACCUGCCUUGGUGCUCGGCUCUUUGUUCCCACCUAUUGGACUCUUCUGGUAUGGCUGGUCUGCACAAGCUCAGAUUCACUGGAUCAUGCCUAUCAUCGGGACUGGCGUAUUUGGGUUUGGUAUGAUGGCCACUUUCCUCCCGGCACAGUUGUACUUAGUCGAUUCAUUCCAAUACGCUGCUAGCGCGCUAGCUGCCGCUGCUGUAAGUGCCUUUUCUGCUUCGUAUCUCUUGACCGUCCCUUCCUUUCUUUACGGACCAAUUCUCCCCAUUCCCCGGCCCUCGUCCCCCCGGCAGUAUAUUGACCUCUUUUUUCCCCUUAGGUCUUCCGUUCAUUCCUGGGAUUCGCCUUCCCCCUUUUCGGCGAACAAAUGUUCCAUGCUCUAGGUUAUGGAGGUGGAAACUCUCUCCUUGCCGGUCUUGCCAUUGUCCUUGGGAUUCCAUUUCCCAUAUGGCUGUACUAUAAUGGGGAGAGGAUUAGGAUGAACAGUAAAUAUACAAGACAUUAAAUAGGAAUGAUCCCGUGUCUUGUGUGGAUACUGCAUCAAUAAGGACUUCGGCAUCUGUGCAGGGUGGGAAGUAGAGAGGGAGAUGGUCAAUCCAGUCGACACGACUUGGACAGGUUAAAAUGUAAUUAUUCAUGCCUUGAUUUACACCUCUCGCUGCAUGAAUCAACGCAUACAUCGCCGAUGAUUGAUGAAACAUUAUGAGGAGACAUGUUGGAGUUUUGCAUCUUGUCUUGUAUCUUCGAUGUAGACAACUUUGGAUUUACGUUAUACCCAUUUAAUCGUCUUUCUAUAUUAUGACAACGCUCAUAUGUAGGUCAGGAUGGUAGUAGCAGGACCGGAGCCACACAAGACGCUU